AUGAGUAUAAAAGAUAGAAGGAAGAAACCAAUUAGUCUUAAAAAAGACAAAUUAUUUUCUGAUCAUACAAGUCAACAAACAAGAAGUUCUUUAGCAAAAACGACAUCAUAUCAAAGUGAUAGAGAAUCAUUACCUACACCUUCAAUGAAUCCAAAUCCAAAUCAAACGUUAUUAUUUUAUCAAUAUGACAGUGAUGGGUUUGGAGAAUUAACAAUUCAAGAAAUAAGAGAAUUUCUCCAAAACGAAAAAGGCAUGUAUUUAACAGAUGAACACAUUCAAAGUAUUAUGUCAAACGUUCUUAUGCAAACAGAUAGAAUUAAAAUUAAUGACUUUAUGAAAUUUUGUAAAUACAUUGAAACAGACCAAGAGUAUUUAGUAAAUAAGUCAUCAUUAGAUAAUAGUCCUGUUUAUCGACAUGAAGACUCACUUUUUCAACAAAGAGAUCAAGAUAAACCAAAAUAUUUACAAAAUGUUUGUGUUAUAUUGUAA
Messenger RNA from Entamoeba histolytica HM-1:IMSS, 489 nucleotides. RefSeq lists its product as uncharacterized. The transcript is spliced from 2 exons. Lineage: Eukaryota; Evosea; Mastigamoebida; Endamoebidae. The coding region runs from base 1 to 489 and encodes 162 amino acids. The record is from RefSeq and is a predicted model, not a curated record.